This is a messenger RNA of Phyllotreta striolata, 759 nucleotides long. NCBI's taxonomy places the organism in Eukaryota, Metazoa, Arthropoda, Insecta, Coleoptera, Chrysomelidae. The record is from the annotation of a GenBank genome assembly.
CGCCAGUGCGAUAUUUUUUUUGUCAUUUUCCUUUCCCUUUUUAAUCCGACCAAUAAGGUGCGACACGCUAACGAUGCAUCGAUGAUUCUAAAUUAGAUCAUACUGCAAUUAGAUUGUAGAUAAAACGGGGGGUAUUUAAUUGGCGACUUCACUAGCCCGUGUCCUGCCGAAGAGGGUGCUCAAUUUUACAUCGAAAAUGACGGACCUGAAGGAGAGCGAGAUCGAAACCGCCCAUUUCGCAGUGGAAGUGCUGGGCAGCGACAAGAAACUAGACGCUACCCUGCUGGACAAAUUCAUCUACUGCAUGAGCCUCAAUCCCAGCUUGGACACCCUCAAAAAGCACGGCUUCACUGACAAGGAAGGUCAGAAAGUGUUCACGGUGGAGGAGCUGCUGCCCAUCGUCUCCGAGCUGAAGAAGCAAGUCAAGGAUUUCGGUUGUUACGAGGAUUUCAUCGAGUGUUUGAAACUGUACGACAAAAACGACAACGGAAUGAUGCCUGCUGGUGAAUUGAGCCAUUCCCUCAUGGCUCUAGGAGAGAAGCUGUCUGAACCUGAAGUGGACGAAUUAUUCGAGACCUGCUUGGACGAGGAGGACGAUGAAGGAGAAAUUCCCUAUAUACCUUUCCUUCAGAGGAUGUGCGAGAAAGCUCCACCGUUGAAGCCGGCGAAAAAGUGAAAUCCUACUCUUUAAAUUUUACGUAUGUAUAUAGACUCGCUUAUAUUAUAUACGCUUAUAAAUAAACGACUGACCGAAUAUUG